Messenger RNA from Moneuplotes crassus, 2535 nucleotides. Lineage: Eukaryota; Ciliophora; Spirotrichea; Euplotida; Euplotidae. The record is from the annotation of a GenBank genome assembly.
GGGCACAGGUUUUGUGGGAGGCCAUAAAAUGAGAGAGAAAAUAGAAUAGGAGGUUUUUAAACUUGAACAUUUUCAUUUGGUAAACUUAAAGAAGUUAAUUUGGAGGUAGCCUAACUGUGAGAGCCAGUGAAUCAGCUACUUUUUCAUUUCGAUCUGAAUGAUCUCAUUCUUUAUAAUAAGCAUACUCUAUAGAGAAUGUCUUCUUCCAGAUCAAAGACUCUGAAUAUGCAUUCCGACAAAAGAGAAUGCGACCGAAUUAAGAAAAACUUGCAGGCUAAAAUCAAUCUUAGUGGAAAGAGCACCUUCGCUACCAGAGAAACAAGAGUUAAUGGAUGACGAGGAUCUAAAGAGGCGUCUCAGUCAAGAUCCAAAAUUCGAACAUGUUACAAUGGGAAAAGCUUAAAUAAAAUUCUUAAUGAGAACUAUGUUUCUAAAAGCCAUCAGAAGCUUUCUAAAAACCUCAGAAGGCUCAAAAAGAAUGUUUCAGGAGAUAUAGACCUUGAUGAAACGGAUGAUGAUACUAUAAACUACACUGAGAAAAUGAAGAAAAGUAUUUAUCUUCCAACCCACGAUAUCUCACUGGAUGAGUUUUGUAAACCCUUUAAAGAUAAGUUUCAGAGGAAUAAAGAUGGCCCGUCAAAAAGCCAAUAUAUCAGCAAAUAUAUCAUGAAGUCAAUGUCUCUCAAGAACAGAAUCACUAAGGAUUCCUUCAGAGUUAAGACCAUAAAGAGACCUUACUCCAAAGAUGUGCAAAGUUUAGCAGUUGAACGAGUAAAAGACCGUAAGAGCAAACAAAAUCUCGCUAGAAUUUCUCGAGAAGUAAAGAAAUAAAUUUGAAAAACAAUUCCAAGAGACUAGUAAUGUCUUCAAGGAUUACAUCACUGAGAGUAGGAAGAGGAGUGAGCAAAAAACCGAGCAAGGAACCAGAGGGAGAUUUUUCAUUUCAAACCUCACACCAGCUCCAAGGGUAAACCAUACCCAAUAUGGACAGUUUAGGAAUCUCAAUUCUUAUAAUGAUAGCUCUGCCUCACAUGAGAUGAUGGGAGUUGGGAUGAAAAGAAUCAAGAAGCAAUCAAACAUAUGUAUGACCACAGAGAGCGAUAAUGAGCUCAACCCAAGAAUACUUAGCCGAGAGAAGGACUCUAAAGGAUAUUAUAGGAGUCAAUCUAAAGAGAAAAAUUUUGCAGUCACAAGUCUUAAAGAGUUAGCUACAAGCAAAGAUCCAACUGCUAAUUCUGCUCAUUCCUUUAAGUAUAGUGUUGUAUCAGGGCUUGAAGAGUGUGAUAUUCCUGAUACUCUUAGAAGAAUGCAGGAGUAUCUUAACAAGCAUGAGACUAACCCCAAGCCUUCAGCAGUUAUUGCAUUCGUAAACCACCUAGUGGAGCUAUGUGAAGAAACUAGAUCGUUUGAUCUGGAGUUCCACUCCAGAAAGAUGCAAGGAGAUAUGUAUGUGGAGCUGAGGAAAAUUGAUGAAGCUAAAGAUAUCUUUAAGAAGCUAAUCUUCCUUGCAGACACACGUAAUAAGUACAAAGAACUCAUGGUGAUAUACCAGCAGAUUGGGUACCUUGACAAUGUCAUGAGAAGAUACGAUGAAGCACUUAUCUGGUUCAAGAAAUUACUAGAGCUGGCUUGGUUUGAAAAGGACAACGAAGCUGAAACAACAGCUUAUAUCAAUAUGGCAAUCUCAUACUUCUUCAUGGGUGAUCUUGACAAAGCUAGUUAUUAUCAUGAUCGGAUGAUGGGAGGAAAAUUAGAGAAUGAAAAAUAGCUCUCUUAAAGUUAUGUCUUACAAUGUCGUUAAGAAUCGUAGGGAACUGAAAAAUGAUAAGAAUUUCAGAAGAAAAGAGGUGAAGGUUUCUAAGCCUCAGAAUCAAACUCUUCCUUCUCCAAGAGAGCAUCAUAAAACAAAUAGCUUAGUGGACCCAACAAUUAAUCUCUUACCUCAUUACUUUCUUGGGGAAGACAUAGUAUUUCAGGAAGCUUUGAUGGAUUACUCAAAGAAGAAGAAUUAUAGUCUAUUUAAGAAGAAAAAUAAGUUACUUCAAGUAAUAGACACUCAUCAGUACCUUGAAAAGAAGAAAAAUAAGAGCCAAGGUAAUUCUGAAAGUUUACGGAUUCCUGAGAUAGGACAGUUCUCUCGUCCUGAGUUACUAUAUCUUAACAGAAAGCCUAAGAUGAAUUAUCUCCGUAAAGAGAAGCCUUUUGAGAAGAAAAAUAAAAUUCGAAUGAAUUUCUUCAAAGCACAUAACCAGAGUCAAAGCAUUCCCAGAAGAGAUGAAAAUAUCUGAAAGAAGGAUUUUGGCAAAGGAUACUUCAAGAAGGUAAUCCAAACUGCAAAGAACAGAAAUGAUAUUACUGCUAAAAAGAGGGAUUUUACGUACAUGUCUCAUAUGAGUGAGACCAAGAUGGACCCUAUUUCUCAUUACUCCCCUGAAGAUCUUGUAGAGACGAUGAAGAAGUCUUUAGGUGUCCUGCAAUACAAAUUUGAUCAAUAUACUGGUGAAUCAUAGAACUUUGAUACUCAAAAUUGUCUGA